CACGCGCGCUUGUCUAGUUGUGAAAUCUGUUCGCUUGCGUUUAGUUUCGACCAAAGUUGAAUGCGUUGAAUGCGCUGAGUGCGGGCGGUAGCGGCAACGAGAAAACGAGACAAACAGCGACAACAAAAGGAUAUACCCGAUAUACACCCGGCCAGGAUACAUUAAGCGCGACACGAAAAACGCAUCCAUCGAACAGCUGAGCGCUGAGCGCUGAGCCCAAGAUCCAAGAGCUCACCUGAGCGACGGCUUUACACAAUCCUCAGACCGACACAGACCGACCGACAGACACAUACAGAGACAUACCCAUAGACUGGAACAAGCGGAAGCGGAAGACAGCUUUUUAGAACGGUACGGUACGAAAGAAGAAGCUCCGCUUGGCUCUGGGGCCCAGAGCUUGGCUUGGGCUUACGUACUCUACGAACGCAGAGAAAGGAGGACGACACGCUCCCACAGCUAAACGUGAAGCAACGCAACGCAACGCAACGCAACGCAACGCAACGUAAGGCAACGAAACGCAACGAUAAGCGUCAAACGUGAAACGUCAAACGGCAAACGUCUAACGUGAAACGGUAAACAGUUCCCCACAUGUGUGUGUGACGUCCACUCGUAGACCGUUCAACCGCUUAACCGAUUCGAUUCGAUUCACCCUUGCACCCGCUGGCUGUCCUGGCGGCGGUAAUCCAAUUACAGUUCCGUGAGACCCACCAACAAAUUCCGAACCGAACCGCUAACUGAAUUUACCGUUGCGCGUGUUGUUGGCACCGACGGCACACGUGUGUGUCCUACCCGUGGGUCCUUCAGCGACAACGGAACGACGCAUUGUAUGCACCAUUUUUGUUUUUGUGCUUUUUUCUCAGUUUCAAUCCGCGUCACACGAAAGCAGAGAAACUACCGCCCAAAGAUAAAAGCCAACGAAAGCUAAACGAAAUUCUCGAGUGCAGUGCUGAAUCCAGAAUCCAGAUAAUCGAAAAAGAAUAAGAAUAAGUAUAAGAAAAAUAAUCAAAUUAUAAAUAAAAGCGAGCGCCGAGAGAGGGAGCGCGUAGAGAGAUUAAGUGCAUUUGAAAUAGUUGAUCCUGCAUGCAGGACACGCGUUAAAAUCGUCCAAGUAAGUGCUUCAAGAUUUACUCGCCAACAACAUUCGACGCCUCAAGGGCGUUCAAGCUGGAGGAGGAUUUCGUCGGCGGCUGCAUGACAAUGUCGAUGUACUCGACAACGGAUAAAAUGAAAAUGUCAGCGCCCAGUUGUUUUCCAGGACGCUACAGUCCCUCCUAUCGAAGUUCGGAGCAAAUGCGGCGCUGCAUGCCAAAUCCAUCUAGUCGUUUAUUAGAAGAUGCUUCCCUAUUAUGCAAUUCGUGGUCAGCACGUCAGAACGGUGAUAUCUUCGCGGGCAUCAACGAUGGCAUUCUCAGCAGAGCGGAGGCCCUGGCCGCCGUCGAUAUCCAGAAACACCAAGCCCAGCAUGUACAUAGCCAAAUGCCCUCCCAAAUCAAGCACGAUGUGAUGUACCAUCACCACACAAUGAGUGGGCCCCCGCAACGUCCAUUACAGAAUUCGUUUUGCUCUUUGCAACAGAUGCACCAUUCAAUGGAUCAACUGGAUAUGCUGGAUCCGACGGGACAAAUGACCACGUUAGCGCCCAUAUCGGAGUCACCAUUAACGCCCACACACCAACACCUGCACGGUUCCUAUCACAGUAUGAAUCACAUGAUGAGCCACCACCAUCCGGGCACGUUAAGUGGCCACACGGGGGGACACCAUGGACACUCAGCGGUACAUCAUCCUGUAAUAACGGCGGCGGUGGCUGCCGCUGGCCUGCAUCCCGACACCGACACCGAUCCCCGAGAGCUGGAGGCGUUUGCGGAGCGCUUCAAGCAGCGGCGCAUUAAGCUAGGUGUCACGCAAGCCGAUGUGGGCAAGGCCCUGGCCAAUCUCAAGUUACCUGGCGUCGGUGCGCUGUCGCAAAGCACAAUCUGUCGGUUCGAGAGCCUGACGCUCUCACACAAUAACAUGAUCGCCCUCAAGCCUAUACUGCAGGCGUGGCUGGAGGAGGCCGAGGCGCAGGCGAAAAACAAACGACGCGAUCCGGAUGCGCCCAGUGUGCUGCCGGCGGGCGAAAAGAAAAGGACUUCCAUUGCGGCACCUGAAAAGCGUUCCCUGGAAGCCUACUUUGCCGUCCAGCCGAGGCCAUCCGGUGAGAAAAUCGCGGCCAUCGCAGAAAAGCUGGACUUGAAGAAAAACGUGGUGCGUGUCUGGUUCUGCAAUCAACGCCAAAAACAAAAACGUAUAGUUAGUAGUGUAACACCAUCAAUGACUGGCCACGGUUCGGCGGGAUUCGGAUACUGAUAGUCGUUUAUGACGGCAGCGGCGGCAGUUAACACGGCGGCAGCAGCGGCGGCAGCAGCAGCGGCAGCGGCAUCAGCAGCAGCAGCGGCAACAACAUCAUCAUCAUCAUCAGCAGCAGCAGCAGCAGCGGCAGCAACAGCAACGUCUCUGUCCAUGACGGGCGACUAUUACCUUUAGGGGGGAUUCAUCAGAUAUAUAUUUCGAAACGAUCCGAAGCGAUGUAAUGUGAUGAUGGGUUUGAAGCAGUAACCAUAGUGAUGAUGAUGUUGGUAAUGAUGAUGAUAAUGAGGAUGACGAUGAUGAUGAACGAGAGGGAAUAAUGAUGAUGAUCAGCAGCAAACGAUUCUUUCUCCACUUCUCAUAAAUCAAACCACUACAACAACAACCAAAGCAACAGCAACAACAAAAACUAAUACUUAUAAAUAGCAGCAUACACAACUAUCAACAUUUAUCCAAUCUUUUCCCAAAACAAUCAUACCACAUCCCCAAUCCUUGAGCCCCCACUACCAAUCCCACCCCCACUCCCAAGAAAUUAACAAACAAAUUGCAAAUAUUAAAAAAAAAGAAUGAAAGAAAGAAAAGCAAAAGAAAAACCAAGAAAUACAAGAAUUUUUUUAGGAACGAAUAAUGAAACAAUGGACCAACAUAUCAAAUGCAAUAAUUUAUUAAAAUUGUAUAAGAGUAAAAAGAACAAACACAAAAGUGAAAGACAAAGGAUGACGAAAUUGAAAUGAUAAAUCAAUUGAACCCCUCCUCAACCGGGUGUCUCUGCUACUGCCCAACGACCGACGAUGAGACACACACAGGCACACACACACACACAGACAGACGAAAGACCAAAAAGAAUAAAUGAAGAUAUGCCAAGAAAUUGCUUCAAGUGAUCCGAUAAUAAGAAUCUAAGCUUAUAGAUCUAAGGGAGAGCGCAGAAAGGAAGAUGUGGACGAUCUGGAUGAUCUGGAGACGCGGCAACAGAAACGGAAACAGCAACUGCAACUGCAACAUUAGGAGCACCAACUACAAGAAUACACACAUACACACCCCCAGCCACCCAACCAGAGAGAUAUAUACACAUGUAUGCAUUAGCCACUGUAUAUAUACUACGAAUAUAUACCUAAGUAUAUAGAGAACUUUGAUUCGAUUGUAAAUACCGCAGCAGAAGAAAUAUAACCAACAUCGCAAACAGAUCCAAAAAGCAUGCUAGCUUACAGUAGUAGCCCAUCCCAAUCCAAACCCCAGAUCUUUAUUGCACUGAGAACCCCCCCUCUCCGUAUACAGCAGCCCUUAAGAUGCUUCCUUCAGUGCGUGUUUUGUUUCCUUGUUUCCUCCACACACACACACACACAAACACAGCGCAGGGGUUAGCGAUUAACCCAAGAGACAGGCAAACCAACAGAGAAAAAAAAGAAAACAUAAUUCAAUUUUUUUUUUUAUUUGUCUAAUUAUAAGUAAACUAAUGCCAGGAGAAAAGAAAAGAGCCCUUACCAAAAACAAAAAGAAAAACCAAAAACGAAAUAAAAUGUUAGCAGCAACUGGAGAUAUUGCAACGAAUUUAAAAUGUUGCCAAACUAAACUAAAAAAAAAAAAAA
Messenger RNA from Drosophila miranda, 3929 nucleotides. RefSeq names its product inhibitory POU protein (gene acj6). Bases 1189 to 2343 code for a protein of 384 amino acids. The transcript has 9 exons. Gene Ontology annotation, molecular function: DNA-binding transcription factor activity, RNA polymerase II-specific; RNA polymerase II cis-regulatory region sequence-specific DNA binding. The record is from RefSeq and is a predicted model, not a curated record. Lineage: Eukaryota; Metazoa; Arthropoda; Insecta; Diptera; Drosophilidae. Gene Ontology annotation, biological process: regulation of transcription by RNA polymerase II.